ACGUGCUGUUGCAGGCACAACGUGCUGAAGUGGGAGGAUCGACCAGCGGCACUGCUACGUCACCGAAAGGCAGGGCGAGUCUGUACUGCAGAGACAGACUGAGCGGCGGACAGAAUUAUGUUGCUACACAAAUGAGGGAUUGAAGUUAAGUGUUUGGAUAUAAAGACAUGGAUUGACAUCGCGCCUUGUUGAUACGUAAGGUUUUCUGACACAAAAGCUGCUUUCUUCAUCCUAAGGAGAAGUGGGCGGACCCAUCACACGGCUGGUUCGGAGGGAGCAGCCUGACGCGUGCGUGGCUCUGCCACAGGGUGUGUAUGUGUGCGUGUGUGACCAUCACCUGAGCCUCCUUAUCGCCAGAGCCCAUAAAGUGCCCAUCCCACCAGGAUGUCUGGUAGAGAAAGAGGCCAGCGCAGUCAGCGGCCGUGGUCAGUGUACAGGGCGAGCACGUUUGACAUCUCCUCAGAGAUGCUGGGGCUUGUGCUAGCAGGAAAUGGCUUGGACCCAGACGAACCUGUGCUGGAGUUCAGUCUUGCCUGCAGUGAGCUCAUCACACCAUCUCUCGACCGCAAGCCCAACACCUUUGUGGCUGUGAGCUGCACCACACCGCCUCAGGUCUUCUGGACCAAACACGCUCAGACCGAGAUCAUCGAGGGCACCAGUAACCCCAUCUUCUUGAGCAGUAUUGCCUUCUUCCAAGACUCCCACAUCACUCAGCAAACCCAGCUGAAGCUGUCUGUGUAUGACGUGAAGGACCGUUCUCAGGGCACGAUGUAUUUAUUGGGCUCAGCUCUGUUUGCUGUUAAAGAACUCCUACAGGAUAAGGACCACAGAUUACACUUGACGCUAAGGUCAGCAGAGAACGUGUGCGUGGGCAACAUCACCCUCAUCGCCUGGCAGAUGGAGGAGCGACGGGAUCAGAGGAAUCCAGUCUCACGUUUACCAGACACCAUAAAUGGCAGGACGGUUCUCCCUGUGGAUGAGAGCUUGACAGAGUCUUUGGGAGUCAGAGCCAAGUAUGCAUCAUUGUGCAAAGACAUAUUCCUACGAUCAGCGUUUGGAGGCACCAUGUCCCGUAUGUACCGCUUCCCCACCACGGACGGCAACCACCUGCGCAUCCUGGAGCAGAUGGCCGAGAGCGUUCUGUCUCUGAACGUCCCGCGCCAGUUCGUCAAACUCCUGCUGGAAGAGGACACUUCCAGAGUGUGUGAGCUUGAAGAAUUAGGGGAGCUGUCUCCGUGCUGGGAGAGCCUUCGGAGGCAGAUAGUCACUCAAUAUCAGACCAUCAUCCUGACCUACCAAGACACUCUCAACAACUUACACAACUACAAAGGUCCCUCAUUCAAGGCCAGCAACCUUAAAGCAGAGAGGAAGCUGGAGUUUAUGCCCACGAACCUCCAUGUGCAGCGAAUGAGAGUGCAGGAUGAGUCUGGCUUUGACCAUACGUAUGAUGUGGUGACGAUUGGCGCCCCCGCAGCCCACUGCCAGGGCUUUAAGAACAGCGGCCUGAGGAAACUCAUCCAGAAGUUUGAGGAGGCCAAGAAAAUCAUUUAUGAGGAGGAAUGCAGCUCACUGUCCAGCUCGCAGUCCAUAGUCUACAUCCCUCAGGACAUCGUCCGUGCCAAAGAGAUCAUCGCUCACAUCAACACCCUGAAGACGCAGGUCAGCUACUACACUGAGCGCCUGUCCCGCGCUGCUAAGGAACGCUCCUCCAACGGCCUGGAGAGGACUCUCGCCAUCCUGGCCGACAAGACGCGGCAGCUGGUGAUGGUGUGUGACUGUAAGCUGCUGGCCUCGGCCAUCCAGGCCCUGAAUGCGGCACGGCCGGAGUACAUCGCCUCCAAGGUGUCGCCCUCUGCCGACGCGGAGCAGGUGGUGCUGCGCAACGACCAGGACACUCUGCUGGCCAAGUGGAGCGGCAGCAACAGUCGGACCUCACUGCAUGUGGACUGGCAUGAGGAGGAGUGGGAGAAGGUGUGGUUGAAUGUGGAUAAGAGUCUGGAGUGUAUAAUCCAGCGCGUGGACAAGCUGCUCCAGAGGGAGCGUCUGCACAGUGACAGCAGUGAGGACAUGGUGCACAACGAGCAGCAUGCCACCCCCAAGAAAGGUAACGAGAGGACGCGAGUCUUCUGGAUAAACCCCUUCUCCACCGAGGACUCUUCCUCCCACCUGUCACCAUCCUCUUCGUCGUUACCCUCCUCACAGCAUGUGCAGCAGUCAACACCAUCAUCACUUUCAUCGCCAUCAUCGCCAUCAUCGUCGUCAUCAUUCUCAUCCUCACUGCCUGCCCUCCCUGUUGCAUGCCAAGCGGGCUCUAAUAGAAACUCUACUAACUAUGGCAGUCCAGCAGGCGAGGAGGCCUCCGCAGGUGAGUGGAGUGAGGCUCUAUACCCACUGUUGACUACACUGAUGGAGUGUGUGGCCAUGAUGAGUGACAAGGCCAAGAAGUCCAUGGUGUUCCUGCUGAUGCAGGACAGCGCCCCCACCAUUGCACUGGACCUGAGCCUGCAGUACCGCAGGGAUGUGGUCUUCUGCCAGACGCUCACUGCACUAAUCUGUGGGUUCAUCAUCAAGCUGAGGAACUGUCUCCGUGACGAUGGGUUUCUGAGGCAGCUCUACACCAUCGGCCUUCUAGCUCAGUUUGAGAGUCUCCUCAGCACCUACGGAGAGGAGCUUUCCAUGCUGGAGGACAUGAGCGUUGGCGUCAACGACCUGCGGAAUGUGACCUUCAAGGUCACACAGGCCAGCUCCGGCUCAGCCCCCGACAUGCUGCCCGUCAUCACAGGCAACCGUGACGGCUUCAACGUCCGCAUCCCGUUGCCAGGGACCUUAUUCGAUGCACUGCCGCGCGAGAUCCAAAAUGGGAUGCUGCUAAGGGUCCAGCCAGUGCUGUUUAACGUCGGCAUCAAUGAGCAGCAGACACUGGCCGAGAAGUUUGGAGACACAUCACUGCAGGAGAUCAUAAACCUGGAGAGCCUGGCUCGCCUCAACUCUUACCACGAGCAGUUCAAAGAAGUCUUACCAGAGGACUGUUUACCCCGUUCCCGGAGCCAGACGUGUCUCCCCGAGCUGCUGCGCUUCCUCGGGCAGAACGUGCACGCCAGGAAGAACAAGAACGUGGACAUCCUGUGGCAGGCAGCAGAGAUCUGCCGGCGGCUGAACGGUGUGCGCUUCACCAGCUGCAAGAGUGCCAAGGACCGCACGGCCAUGUCGGUGACGCUGGAGCAGUGCCUGAUCCUGCAGCACGAGCACGGCAUGGCCCCGCAGGUCUUCACGCAGGCCCUGGACUGCAUGCGCAGCGAGGGUUGUCGGCGUGAGAACACCGUGAAGAACGUGGGAUGUCGCAAGUAUGCCUUUAACUCACUCCAGCUCAAGGCCUUUCCCAGGCAUUACAGACCUCCGGAGGGGACCUACGGGAAAAUAGAAACUUAAUGAGACACAGACAGACACACACACACACACACACACACACACACACACACAUACCUAUAUAUAUACUUCAAUUCUUAUGCUAUUCAUACAGUCACACAAACGUCAUAUAUCCACUGACAUGCACAAAAGAACAGUGUGUCCAAUGUAGAUGUGUUAGAUCAUCAUACUCUAGUCACUGAAGUCCUGUGUGCACUUUGAGAAAUAUAGAAAUAUAUAUGUAUAAAAGUGGCAUUCCCAUAGAUACUGCGUACUCCUAAAUACAUACCAGUCAGACUAUGGAGCACUGAAGAUAACUUCAUGUUUUAUUUGAUCUAAAAUAUAUGUGGUAUUUUAUCAAAGUAUACUGCCAGAUAUCAGUGAAGAGUUAGUUAUCCAGUUGGAACAUAAUGAGCAGAAUUAAAAACUUGGAUGCAGACUGUCUUCAAAGUUUUGCUUUAUACACAGUGGCAUUGUUCAACUUAAUGAAGUCGGUGCAUAGCAUUUGCUUGGCCAAUAGAGCCUGCCACAGACCCAGCUGAAUAGAUUUCAGUAGGUAGACCACAGACCCAGCUGAAUAUAUUUCAGUAGGUAGUCCACAGACCCAGCUGAAUGUAUUUCAGUAGGUAGUCCACAGACCCAGCUGAAUAGAUCUCAGUAGGUAGACCACAGACCCAGCUGAAUAGAUUUCAGUAGGUAGUCCACAGACCCAGCUGAAUAGAUGUCAGUAGGUAGUCCACAGACCCAGCUGAAUAUAUUUCAGUAGGUAGUCCACAGACCCAGCUGAAUAGAUCUCAGUAGGUAGACCACCCAGCUGAAUAGAUGUCAGUAGGUAGUCCACAGACCCAGCUGAAUAUAUUUCAGUAGGUAGUCCACAGACCCAGCUGAAUAGAUCUCAGUAGGUAGACCACCCAGCUGAAUAGAUGUCAGUAGGUAGACCACAGACCCAGCUGAAUAGAUGUCAGUAGGUAGACCAAACGCAUCAUAGUUCCAGUAACAGUUGAUCCGUUACUGAUUGGGAUUUCAAGGUUCUUGAGUAUCUGCAUAAAAGCUGGUUCUAUUCCUUCAGCUUUGACCCUAACUUUUCCUCCCCUAUUACAACAGCUUUUUUAAUUCAUGACUUCAAGGGAUAUAGAAUAAUUAUUUCGAAUGGCUGUGGCUAUGGCUGUGAAUGCAUAGACUGAUGCAGUGGUAGAGAGUAACCUCCCCCAGACCUCGUACACAUUCAGCUCUUUCAGCCAUCGCUAGUUGUGUCCACUUCAACAUGGCAUUAUUGUUUGUUUUGCAGUAUGUUUUCCAUGCAUUUUCAGUACUUUAACAUGUGACACGGGAAUAAAGCAAGCAUUUAAAGUUCGGCAAUAGAGAAAAGAAGUGUCUUACUCUUGUGCAUAUAGCCAAGCUUCGUGUCCCAGCGUGACCAACAGCAGUCCCCCAGGUGUGCUCAUCCUCACUAUGAACUGUGAAAUGCAACAGCCUAUAUGAUGUUAUUGUGGUGCAUCUACUUCUGUGUCUAUAUUAUUUUUAUGCAUAUAAAUAUCUUAUUUUUGUCUUGAAUUUCUUUGGUUAUCCAUAGAGCUUAUUUUGCAUUACAGCAUUUAAUAUAGUGGUGUAUAAUUUACACUUGCUAAAAAUGUAUUUAGAUUGGAUCUGUAUUUUUAUUUAUUUCUUUAUAUUGCACUGAACCAUAUUGUGUGUCAUAUUCUCUUACAAACCUGUAUAGGUCAGAUUUUUGCUGUAAAGUAUGCUUUUGACAAUAUGCGAUUAAAAAGAGAAUAUGAUGGAA
Molecule: messenger RNA, 5188 nt
Organism: Clupea harengus (Atlantic herring)
Lineage: Eukaryota; Metazoa; Chordata; Actinopteri; Clupeiformes; Clupeidae
Gene: inpp4ab
Product: inositol polyphosphate-4-phosphatase type I Ab
Cellular component (GO): cytoplasm
Molecular function (GO): phosphatidylinositol-3,4-bisphosphate 4-phosphatase activity
Source: RefSeq, a predicted model, not a curated record